Cheilinus undulatus (humphead wrasse) is the source of this 6559-nucleotide messenger RNA. RefSeq names its product KH and NYN domain containing (gene khnyn). Bases 553 to 3522 code for a protein of 989 amino acids. The transcript is spliced from 9 exons. NCBI's taxonomy places the organism in Eukaryota, Metazoa, Chordata, Actinopteri, Labriformes, Labridae. The record is from RefSeq and is a predicted model, not a curated record. Gene Ontology annotation, molecular function: mRNA binding; RNA endonuclease activity. Gene Ontology annotation, cellular component: cytoplasmic ribonucleoprotein granule; nucleus.
UAUGAAAUAUUUCAUUUAAAACCAAAAAUAUUUUUGCGUAUAACUAUGUGUAUGAGAAAUGUUAUUUAUUUAGACUUAAGAAAAGGCAUAAAUGAAAGAUGGGAGUGUUGGGAGACGCUUUAUAACAGUAAAAAAGACUGCAGUCACAUUACGACACUCUAAGAUUGUUCCCGGGAUAGAUUUUACCAGCCAGAGACAUACAGAAGUAAAUGAUGGAAUAUUCGACGGUCUUGUUUGGUUUCGGUUUUGUCUUCGGAGUUUCCACCAUCGUGUUACGAUGUCCAGAUACAGCUAAUACUUCCUCAUCCGCCUCGCCUCCUCGCACCAGCAAAGUUGGUUCGUUUCACCUUUUGGGGAGCGAUUAUUGGCAACAGAACCGCAUGUUUUUGUGAACUUUGGACCAAUUUGUUGGCCCUACUUGUUAUUGUUUUAUUGCGGAAGAGCUGACGCGAGCGGGGCUGCCUCUCUGACAGCAGGGAAACGAAACUUUGAAGGCGAAAAGCGAUCAACCUCACUAUGUCCAGCUCUCAGACACCAGUUUAAGAACAAAUCAUGGAUGGUGAGAGAAGCGAUGGAGGAGGAGAGGCUGAGGUGGAGGAUGAAUUCGCAUGCCCAGGGGUUCUUCGGGGAUCUCUGACAGCCCUGCACGGUACUGUGGAGCGGAUAUUUGGUGUGACGUUUGGGAUCGGUGCGAAUGAUUCAUCACAGGGCAACGACGGGCAGAUAUGGCUGAAACUGCUGGGGCGAAGAGACAAUGUGACAGCUGCAAAAUUAUUUGUGAAAGGAGUUGUGAACCAGGAGGAACAGCAGGAGGUUUCCUACCCCGAGGUUCUUCACUGUGUCUUCUGUGGGGCCAAAGGGCUGUUCAUGGACUGCCUGAUUAAAAGCACUUCUGCACAGAUAAUGGUUGGCUCCCCAGGCUUCCUGCUCAUAUCAGGUCUUGCUGAGCCAGUGGUACGGGCCUACUCCCUCGUCAUGGAUCUGGUGGAGAGAUAUGAAGGCACUCAGUCCAGACGCUCUGAGACUGGUGAUCGAGGCCCCGGCGAGUCUUUAGACUCACGCCGAGCUUUUAAAAUCCUUGUAGAGCAAUGGGAAGAUAGGCACAUCCUGGAUCUUUUGGUCCUACCGGGGUCAGUGAAGGAAAUUCUGCUGGAUUUGGUGAAAGACUCUGGGCUUGGAUCUAACUCCAGUUUAGCAGGUAGAGAUGGAUAUGCAAGGGCAGGAUCAGUUGGGGAUUCUGAGAGUACAUGGGACAGAACUUCUGGUCGGUGGGUUGAAGGAACUACUGCACGUUUGUGGAAAGACUCAGCAUCCAGGAACUCCCACCUCCAGCCUGAAGGCACUCGUGGUAGGGCAGAAGGUGCUGAGGAGAGACUCACACAUUCUCCACAAGAAGUUGGAGAAGAAGAGGGGCUGGAGCAGGUGGCAGUUGUAGGAAACAAGGUGAAAGAGGUACUUAGGGAAGAGGAAGGAGCAAAGAUACAGUUGACAGCAGAAAAUAAAGAGUUCUGGCUUCUUUUGAAGUUCUUCACAGCCAUGGGAUACACUGAGGAUGUUGUGAAACAAGUCCUUGCACAAACAGGACCCAAAGAAGCCUCACAGAUACUGGAUUUGGUGCAACAAGAACAGGAUCGCAGUGACCGGGAGAAGAUGAUUCAGCAUGGCCAAGUCAUCAAAGAUCAAAACAAUGUUAUGCUGAAUGUCAGGGAGGGGAACCGGCCUUGUGAGACCGAGCACAGAGAAGAUGAAGAACUGGCAGCAGUAGGGGAUAAUUCAGUUGGUAGCACUGAAAAGGCAGAAGGUAUUCACAGUGAAGACAGGAAUGGAACAAUGGAAGAAACAGGACUCCUUGAUGGAGUGGCUAGUGCAGAAGAAAAAGAGGAUUCGGAAGAAGACUUUGUCCUGGGAGUAUUGAAGAAAGCAGCAGCUAGUUGUGGAUACAUGGAGCAGAAUGUAGCCAAACUCUACAACAUGUUGCCUGAAGGAUCGACCCACCAGCUGCUCCUGGAGCUUCAGAGGGAGGAGACCAGAGAACUGGCAGCUCUACGUGAAGGACCAAGAGAAAUGGAUGAUGUGGUGCCAGAGAAAGACGUCCCAAACGUUCGACCAGCAGAGGACAAAGCACUUGAACAAAAUAGGCUGUUCAAACCUGAAAAGACUGAUUCUGAUGAAAGAGGAUGGGUUGAUUUGCCGAAUCCUAAUGUUGGAGGGCAAGAUUUCUUGACUUGGCAGCCCCUCCCCAAUCAAUACAGCUCGCAACCAAAGCAGCACCAGCCUCCACAGUCACAAACUCCUCACCAGAUCAUCCUGCCUGACGUCAAAGGGCCGCCCAUGUCUACUUACUCUUCUUCAUCAUUAGGUCCACCACUUGCCAAUUUCCAAACCAACAAACAACAUGGCCAAGCCAACUACAGACCCAAUCCCUACACACCUAAACAGAACCAUCCCAACCAUGACAACACCUUUAACCCAAAGCCCCAAUUUUCUACGUCUUUCAAACGAGGGCAUCAAGCACAUCAGCCCCCUACUUUCACAAGAACUGACUCUUUCCCAAACAGAGUGAAAGAAAGACAGGGCAUCAUGGCUCCUUCCUCAGUGGUUGUGACAGGGGAGCAGCGUUUCCUGGAAGGGCUGCAGACAAGCUUCAACCUUAAGUUAACAGACAAACCUGGAGAUCCAAAGCUGAGGACCAUCAUCAUUGAUGGGAGUAAUGUGGCUAUGAGUCAUGGACUUGGUAUUUUCUUCUCCUGCCGGGGGAUCGCUUUGGCCGUACAGCACUUUUGGGACCGAGGCCAUCGACACAUCAGCGCCCUCCUACCCCAGUGGAGACAAAAGAGUGACCCCAGGGUCAAAGAGAAGCACUAUCUCACUGAGCUGCAGAAUCUUGGGUUGGUCUCCUACACACCCUCCAGAGAGGUCCAAGGCAAGAGGAUCAGCUCGUAUGAUGACAGGUUUAUGCUGCAGCUUGCACAGAAGACAGACGGAGUCAUCGUAACAAACGACAACCUGAGAGACCUCUCAGAUGAGACCCCUGUGUGGAGAGACAUCAUCAAGAAGAGACUUCUUCAGUACACAUUUGUUGGGGAUCACUUCAUGGUGCCGGACGACCCUUUGGGCAGAGGAGGGCCUCACCUCGAUGACUUCCUACGCUCAGACCACAGGACUCCUAACCCAGGAAACCACUCCUUUGCCGGCUUAGCCACGGCUUUCCCUUCCUCCAGACCUCGACCAUCCCAAACAGAGGUCCUGAACUUCCGUGACCGAACACUAGGGGGAGCUAUGGAUGUGACACAGGGAGGGAAUCGGGGUAGAGGGAGAGGAAGAGGACAGCCUGGAGCUCCAAGCCCUGAACUGGUUUACAGAGCAGACAGGAGUCUAGAGGAGACAGCCAGCCUGAGAGAGCAGCUCUGUCAGGUUUUUGUGGGUCAGGACAGCAUGGUGGCGCUAGUGCUGCAGAGCCACCCGACAGAGACAGACAUCAACGUGCUGUCAGAGCUGAUCUUACAGCAGCAGAUGGACUAGACAUCUUUUUAGUCUUAAUGUUUUUAUUGAAGUGAAAUCUGACUUUUUUGUGCUGAAUUUUCAACCACUUUAAGUGACCUAUCAAUGCAGCUUCAACAAAUAACACUUAACAUUGGUGCGCUACGCUCAGACAUCACUGUUUAUUUCCUUUUUAGUGAUAAUUCUGCACACUGACAACAGUUGAAUAUUUGAAGAAAGACAUAAUUUGAAAGUAUUUUUUUAAAUUAGAUUUACCUAUCCUUUGAUGCUACUGUGGAUAAAGUCGGCCUUUUGUGGAUUUUUAAAACUUGAGCUUUAAGAAUCUUCAACAUGGACUGGACUUGUUUUCCUUUUAUCAGCUGACCAGAUAUUGUACAUUAAACAGUUUGGUAAUUAUGUUUACAUGUUGAUAAAGACCAAGUAAUCUUGCCUCCUUCUUUACCCUAAUAACUCAGAAUUUACAUGGCAGCUCUAGUCUACAACCAAAAGUCCAAAAAAGUUGGCACGCUGUGUAAAAUGUGAAGAAAAACUGAGUACAAUGAUUUGCAAAUGUAAUAAAUCCACUUUUUAUUCACAAAUGAACAUAAAGAAAGUAUCUGAUGAUGAAAGUGAGACAUUUUACCAUUCCAUUAAAAUAUCAGCUUUUUGAAUUUGAUGACAAUACAUUUCAAAGUAGGGACAGGGCCAUAUUUAACAUUACAUUCCCUGCUGGUGUUUUUGGAGAGGAAUGUUGUCCCAUUCUUCUCUGAUGUAGAAUUCUAGCUGCUCAACAGUCCUUUGCCAAAUUUGUACUUUUAUGAUGCUCCAAAUGUUUUCUAUUGGUGAAGGUUCUCGACUGCAAGUAAGCCAGUUCAGCAACCAUACUCUAUUAUUGUGAAGCCACAUUGUUGUGAUGGAUGUGGUAUGUGGUUUAGGAUUUUCUUGCAGUAAUCGUCAAGGCCUUCCCUGAAAGAGACAUUGUCUGGAUGGGUGCAUAUGUUGCACCAAAAAAUUUUACAUACACGUUUCAGCAUUGAUAGCGCCUUUCGAGAUGUGUAAGCUGCCCACGUCAUAGGCAUUAAUGCACCCCCAUACCAUGACAGAUGCAGGCUUUUGAACUGUGAGCUUAUAACAAGCUGGAUGGUCCCUCUACACUUUAGUUCGAAGGACACCUUGUUCGUGGUUUCUGAAAAGAAUUUCAAGUUUCAAUUCAUCUGAUCACAGAACAGUUUUCCAUUUUGAGUUUUGUCCCAGGGAAGAUGGCAGCGUUUCUGGAUUGUGUUCACAUAUGGCUUCUUCUUUGCAUGAAAAAGCUCUAACUUGUAUUCGUGCAUGGUACGGUAAACUGUGUUGACAGACAAGGAUUUCUUGAAGCGUUCCUGAGCCAGUGCAAUAAUUUCCAGUACAGAAUCAUGCCUGUUUUUAAUGCUGUUCCACCUAAGGGCCAGAAGAUAAUGAGCAUCCAGUAUUGACCUUUGGCCUCGUGUCUUGCUCACAGAAAUGUCUCCAGAUUGUAUUAACCUUUUGAUGGUAUUUUGUUCUGUAGAUGGUGGGAUAUUCAAAGUUUACAUUGAGGAACACUUUUCUGAAAUUGCUCCACAAUUUUUAGAACCAGUUAUUCACAGAUUGAUUAACCUCAGCCCAGCUUUACUUUGGAGAGACUCCUUUUGUACCCAGUCAUGUUACUGACCUGUUGCCAAUAUCACCUAUACUUUUUCAGUCUGUUGUUGCCCCCUUCCAGCUUUUUGAGAUAUGUUGCUGCCAUGAAAUUCAAAAUGAGCUAAUAUUUUUCAAGAAAUGGUGAAAUGUCAACAUCUCAUAUGUUGUUUAUGUUUAUGUGUUUAUGUUAAUAAAAUAUGGGUUUAUGAGAUUUGGAAAUCAAUGCAUUCCUUUAUGUGUUGAAAAUUUACAUGGUGCCCCAAUUUUUUUGGACUUUGGGAUGCAAGAAUCAGGAAAAAUCAUUUGUACAAUUUUGUGGAAUAAUAGCCUUUUGAGUUAAAUAACACAUAGUGACCAAGACGAGAGCUAGUGUGAACAUUUAACCACAUCUUAGCUAAAUAAACUGACAUAUUUUGACACAAUAACAUUCAAAAAGAGGAUUUUUCCUCACUAAAACGAUGUAAGAUAGUUAGUAAACAGUAAUGUUGGCUAGGAAUGAUACCCAGAUCUUUGAUUUAAGACAUAUUAUCUGCCAAACUUCCCUAACAUUCCCAUUAAUCUCCACUGUAAUUUGUUUUCAUGCUAAAUAGCAAUAUUAGCAUGCUAACAGAUUAAACUAAGAUAGCAUGAUAAACGUACCUGCUAAAGAACAAGCUAGCACUCUCAGUUCUUAUGUUAGCCGUUUUUAGCGUUUAGCUCAAGCAGUGACAAAUUUUCUAGCUUAUCUUUAAUUUGCUAGCGUGUUAACCUUUUUCUCACUUCUUUUAACUUGAGUAAAGACGUGCUUUAAGAUACCAUUUAAACAAUCUUCUGUGUUUAAAAUUAUUUAUCAUAUUUUUCAUCAUGCAGCAGUGCUAAUUAGCUUGGACUUGACUGUUUACAACAUCAGCACACAGGCUCAUGUUGUGUUGUCCUUUGAGUAAAUACAGUAACAUCCAACAAAAUAGCAUAAAUGGGCCAUUGUUACACUAAAGCAAUAUAAGAAAGUCGUUUUUCCUGUUAUAGAUAAUUUUGCUUUAAUUACAAGUUGUAUAGCUUUCUGAAAUAAAUGAAUAAGAGAUAAAUAGGAUGGUUGGGUAAUAACUAAGAUGGUUUGGUUGUUUUUCUACCACCAGCUGUUGGCAGAAGUAUCAUGUUGCCUCAGAAUACCAGUCCUUACAAUAUCUUCUUCUUCUCUAGGUUAAUGGGUCCUUACAAUAUGUUUUAGCUUUGUGUUUUUAAUUUAUUUUACUGCAUCUGACCAGACAUUAGCUGUGAGCUGAAGAACUUAAGUUGGGAUCCUUGCCAAUCCAGAGUAAUUUAAUUAUGAAUAUUGUUCACAAAUUGUGACAUUUAUUUUUCUUAUUUGCAUUGUUUUUAUCUGUACAUUUUAAGCUUAAUAUAGAGCUCACUGUAUGUGUCUGCAUUAAAAUAUUUCUUG